Messenger RNA from Poeciliopsis prolifica (blackstripe livebearer), 1224 nucleotides. Its product is annotated as adenosine receptor A1-like. Gene Ontology annotation, biological process: G protein-coupled receptor signaling pathway. Gene Ontology annotation, molecular function: G protein-coupled receptor activity. NCBI's taxonomy places the organism in Eukaryota, Metazoa, Chordata, Actinopteri, Cyprinodontiformes, Poeciliidae. The record is from RefSeq and is a predicted model, not a curated record. The transcript has 2 exons. The coding region runs from base 1 to 1224 and encodes 407 amino acids. Gene Ontology annotation, cellular component: membrane.
AUGGAGUUCAUUUGGCUGUACUCCCUGUGCCAGUGCACUCUUUCUUUAUUUCUGAUUGUGGUCAGUGUGAGAUUGUGCAUGGCGGUCAGCAGCAGCAGAGCUGUGGCUGACGUCCACCAGGAAGAACAGGGUGGUGGGGUACAACCUGGAAGUGUGUCAUCCUGUCUCCGCCUGUGCCUGGGCUGUGUUGGGGCCGUGGGUGGGGCAGUGGGAGUUCCUGUGACUCUGCUGCUCAACCUGCGAACACCCCACUGUCUCUACACAUGCAUGACACUUGUGUGUUGCCCUUUGCUGAUCCGACAGUUUACCAUGUUCCUGUUAAUGCUGCUCACACUGGACACCCACCUGCAGCAUCAUUUGGCAGACAGAUACUCUUCAGUGGUGACCCGUCGGCGAGCUCUGUGUGUGGUCCUGUUGUGCUGGUUGGGGUCAGUUCUCUCGUCCUUCGCCCAGUUCAUAGGCUCUGACGUCCUCAGCUCCUCCAGAACUGAUGGCUCUAGUGUCAGCACCGAAGGUCAUGGAUUAGAAGCCAACUGGACCACCUCCUCACCCCCUCUUACAACAACCCCUGUACCAAGGUACUUUCAUGACCGUAAGGUAAUUGGGAAGUUCCUCCCAUAUGGAGGUUUCUUGUCAAAGUUUUAUGUGGAGGAUAUGAGCAACUUCACCUACGCAGAAAUCCACAGCAGCCACUGGGGCAUGUGCGCUCCUGAUGCUAUCCUAAGCCCACAGUUCAUCGUCUACGUUCAUGGAAUGACUGUCUUUAUCCUGCCAUUUCUUUUCUUACUGGCCAUUUACUUUGACUUUCUGUGCAGUAAGCCAAAAAAGCCUCUUUUCAACUACACUAUUCCUGAGAAACGAUCCCAUUUGCUCUGCUUUCUGGUCCUUUCCAUGUCUCUUUUGGUUAUGCUUUGCCUACCACUCUAUAUCAUCCAGGUUCUCUUGCUUUUUAACCCCCAUACCCAUCUACCUUUUUGGGCCCAUGCAGGUGCCCUAUUCCUCUUUCAGACAUAUACUCUGGUUCCCCCAGUCCUCUUUACUCCUGCAAGGAAGCAAGUGGGGGAGCAGCGGGCAUCCUUUCAACUUGCUGUUCCCAACCUCCAGCCUUCACUUUCUCAUUUCAGAGGAAAGUCUGUCCACAUGGCACUGCGUGAGGUAAUGCAAACAGUUCCGUGGUCUUCAGCUAAAAAUUCCCUCAAAGCUAAAGUGCGCCCAGAGGCCUGA